AUGAUUUUACAGAAUGCAGUGGUCUCCUCCUGGACACUCAGUGUCGCCAUAUUGAGGGCAGAAAACAUUCGAUCAAUGGACUUUUGUUCUGAGAAUGAUUGCUAUGUCACUCUGACUUUGCCACCUGCGAUUGUUUUUAAGACAAAUACUGUGGCCAACAGCAACAAUCCAGAGUGGAACAAAACCUUUUAUUUCAAGCUCUACAGUAAUCUUCAGAAUAUUCUUCAGAUACAUUUGUAUGAUGAGGACCCCAUUUUUGACUAUGUGAUUCAAAGAAUCAUGUUUGAUAUCAGCACUCUUAAAGUGGGCAAGAAGGAAAUCAAGGAAUUUGCCAUCCAGCCUCAGGGUAAACUUUGGAUAUCCUUUGAGCUGCAUGAAAGUAAUUUGAUGAAAGUUGUCAGUCCCCACAAAGAUGGUCAUUUGGGCCAAGUAAGUUGUUCUUACUGGAAAUUAAAUGUGACCAUCCUAAAAGCCAAAACAAGCUAUUCCAGCGAUUACUUUUCAGAGUCAGACUGCUAUGUCACUCUUUGUCUUCCUACGGCGACUGCAAGUAUUUUCAACACAACAACAGUGCAAAAUAACUGCAAUCCAGAGUGGAAUGAAACUUUCACCUUUAGAGUGCCCUCCCAUUUGAAAAAUGUUUUAGAAAUCAGGCUGCAUGACAAGGACCCAAUUUCAUACGAUGACCUCAUUUCAACCAUUCUGUUUGACCUGAGCAACCUCACAAUGGGAAAGAAGGAAACUGUGGCAUUCACCUUGGAUACAAAGACAACUGACCACAUUUUAAUAGAGUUUGAGAUGCUCCACAGUGAAGAACCCUCUUGUGAAUAUCACAGCAAUGGCAUCCUCCUGGCUGCCCCAUUCUCUGUUUUGGACAUCGAUGUUGACAAGCUACUAAACAAUUCUGAUGUUCUGGGUAAAGUGAUGACACUUCGGGGCGCCUUUCCUGAGAAUCAGACUUUAUUGGCUCAGGAAAUCACCAAGCUGCGUUUUUACAUCAACAGAGAUUUGGAGACUGAACUGGGAGUCUCAUCCUCUGCUGAUAUCAAAUUGAAUUUUACAAGGCUUCAGCCACUACCACCUGAACACAAAAGCAAAGUUUCCCUUGUUAUUAAUAAGGACACAGUGGACUUAAAUAUGGAGACACAUGAAUGCAAUGAUGACGAUAUUGCAGUUCGUUUGGAUUUUGACAUUCCACAACAAGAGAAAGAGUAUUUGAAAAAGAGAAAGCUUGUUGUGGGACAGAAAAUGCAAGAGCUCUUUGGCUUAGAUUCUCCACCAUCACCAGAUCAGGUGCCAACUAUAGCAUUGGUGGGUUCUGGGGGAGGAUCAAGAGCAAUGACAGGCCUACUUGGUAGUUUGAAAAGCCUGAAAGAAAUACAAUUACUCGAUACUGUCUCUUAUAUCACUGGAGUAUCUGGAUCAACUUGGGCUAUGACUGCUUUGUCCAAAGAUGAAAACUGGUCACAGGAUGGCAUCGACAGUACCAUCGCUGAACUAAGAAAAGAGCUAUGUAAGAAUGUCCUGAGUGUCUUCUCUACAGAGAAAAUGGAAUAUUAUAGGCAAGAAAUGAAAGAAAAAAUGAAUGACGGGCACAUUAUGUCACUUACUGAUAUGGCAGGCCUGAUUUAUGAACACAUUGCUUUUGGGAAAAAAAUUACCAAUACCCUCUCUGAGCAGCAGAGGACGGUAAAUGAAGGCCAAAACCCUUUCCCCGUAUACACUGCUGUCAAUAUGAAGGAGAAGAGUGGCUUUGAUUCAGAACCUGAGUGGUGCGAGUUUACCCCCUAUGAGGUUGGGUUUCAAAAGUAUGGAACUUUUGUACGAGCUGAGGACUUUGGCAGCCAGUUCUUCCUGGGUCAUCUUGUCAAAAAACUUCCAGAAGUUCGGAUCCCUUAUCUUAUUGGAAUAUGGAGCAGUUGCUUUUCAGUCAACCUAACUCAAUUGUUCACGCUCGCCACUGGUUCGGAAACUGAGUCUCACUCCUGGUUUGGGCCAGAUAUCAACAACAUAGAGACUGAUGAUGAGCCUUCAACUCUUGAUACACACCUCAUAGAUUCACCUACAGAUGUAUCCAGAAUCAUCAGUGAUUUCUUGAGGAAUCGCCCAAUUAGUUCUAAAGUCUACAAUUUCAUGAAUGGCCUCCUUCUGCACAAAAACUACAAUGCCAGUAGAAACUUCAGAGCCUGGAAAGAAACACACAUUAAUGCAUUUCCAAACUUACUGACACCGAGAGACUCCAUUCUACAGCUCAUCGAUUCCGGUCAUCACAUAAAUGUUGGCUGUGCCCCUGUCCUACGUCCGGAGAGAGAAGUGGACAUUAUCAUAUCCCUUGAUUAUUCCUGGAAUCCAGACAACAUCUUCAAGGAACUAAAGAUGACAGCAUCUUACAGCAAAGACCAUGACAUUCCUUUCCCUCUUGUCGAUUUUGCUACUCUGGAAGAUGCACCAACAAAGGAGGUUUAUAUCUUUGAAGAUAUAGAAAAUCCCAAGGCACCAGUUGUGAUUCACUUCCCGCUUGUCAAUGUUUCAUUCAAACAGUUCAAACAACCAGGUGUAAAGCGCAAAACUGAGGAGGAACUCAAAGAUGGAGAGGUGGAUGUGCACAGCAGCAAUUCUCCAUUCACCACUGGUAAUCUCACCUAUACAGAGGAAGAUAUUAACUCUCUGGUGCAGUUGACAUCUUAUAAUGUUGCCAACAACAAGGAAAUCAUCAUGGAAACAUUCCACAAAGUCUUGAAAGCUAAAAUUGCAUCAGAGAAAGGGAAGUGAGACAUGAAAAUGCUUGAUGGUUGAAUUUAUAAAUUCAGCAUUACGCAGUUCUGUGGACAUGGCUUAGUCCACCGUAUUCAAAACUCAUUUCCAAUACUCUUUGUUAAGGUUUAGCGCCUACAAAUACUCUACUACUAUUAGUGUGGAUCUAGAUUUAUAUUGACUGAAUGAAAUGUACUUUUGGUAUAUUAAUAGAGCAGUCCACCUCCCAGAAUUAAAGUGGACCCAACAUUUAUUACUCUCAUCAAAACAGUUGCCUCGUAAUCGGAAAAAAUUUGGCGCUCCUGGAUUUCAUUUUACUUUGUUCAUUAGAUUUGCAUUUGGGUGGCUGUUCCAGUUAUGUGUGUUCAUUUGAUUAUUUUUAAAACUACAAAUCGAAUUAUGGCUUUGGACAAUUGCAUAGUAUUGGAGUACUGUAGAAUUUACAUGAAUAAGACUGCUUUGGCAGUCUUAGGGAGACAAUGGGAUUGAAAAUGGAAUUACAGUUAUUCAAUUAAUGUCUAGUUACUAGGGUGAGAAAGCUUUGGAUUUUUUUGUGCCUAAAUAAAUGGAAUUUUCAUUUGAAAACUGAGAUUUGUAUUUCUUUGGGUUUUUGUCCGAGUUAUAUUAAAACUGGUUUGAUUUGAAAACUUUGUCUGUAAUAGAUAUGCAAAAAAAAAAAAAUGAAAUCAGAAGGGGGUGGGUGUAUACAGUUUCAUGGCACUGUAGAGCCCAGUCGGGAAAAUAUAACAUUAAAUU
Messenger RNA from Syngnathoides biaculeatus (alligator pipefish), 3510 nucleotides. Its product is annotated as cytosolic phospholipase A2 zeta-like. Gene Ontology annotation, molecular function: calcium ion binding; calcium-dependent phospholipid binding. Gene Ontology annotation, biological process: glycerophospholipid catabolic process. Bases 1 to 2772 code for a protein of 923 amino acids. Gene Ontology annotation, cellular component: cytosol. NCBI's taxonomy places the organism in Eukaryota, Metazoa, Chordata, Actinopteri, Syngnathiformes, Syngnathidae. The transcript is spliced from 25 exons. The record is from RefSeq and is a predicted model, not a curated record.